AUGUCCGCGGUGUCUUUGAACGUCUCGCUGCUCGUCGCGCAGACGUCGCUGACGCUUCACGGCCUGCAGCAGCUGUCUGACCACCGGCUGCUCUUCUUCUUCCUCUUCCUCUCAAACUUCCUGUUCGCGCUGUGCAGCGACGGCCUCAUACUGGUAGUGAUCUUAACGCACCACAGCCUCCAUAAACCCAUGUACGUGUUCGUGGCCGCGCUGCUGCUGAACUCGCUGCUGUGCGGCUGCGCGAUCUACCCGCGGCUGCUGUGGGAGCUGCUGUGGGAGAGCGGCUCUGUCCUGCUGACAGUGUCUGCGUGUGCGGGUCAGGCGUGGGUUAUAUACGCUGCGGGCGGUUCGGCCUUCAUGUUGCUGGCGGCCAUGGCCUUCGACCGUUACGUCGCCAUCUGUCGCCCGAUGCGCUACGCCGCGGUGGUGUCGCCGCGCGCGGUGGCCGCUCUGCUCCUGUUCUGUUGGCUGCUGCCUGCCGCUUUGGUUGGAAGCAUCGUGCUUCUUGCCGCGCGCCAGCCGCUCUGCCACUCUAACAUCAGCCGGAUCUACUGUGACGUUUACAGCUUAAACAAACUCAGCUGCAGCGGAAAGGCGAUGCAGAUGACAGAGGUUCUCGCCCUGUUCAUAUCUGUUGUCAUCGUCGUUCUGCCCGCUGCUUUCGUACUUUUCUCCUACAGCAGCAUCCUUUAUGUCUGCCUGUGCCGCAUACGCGGCUCAAGCGGAAAAGCGUUGCGCACCUGCCUGCCGCACCUGCUGGUCUUCCUAAACUACAGCGCUUGCACCGCGGUGGAGCUGCUGCAGCGCCGCCUGCAGGCCGCAGACCAGCCUGCAUCCUCUGUUCUCACUUCGGUUGUGAUCAUUGUGGCUCAGUCCGUGUUAAACCCUGUAGUGUACGGCCUGAAUAUGAGCGCCAUCACCGGAUACAUCAGGCGGCUGCUGGGCAGCAGGAAAACCGAAUGAUUCAAAACGAGUCAGGGAAAGUGUAAAAUGUUAAGAUUGUUUCUGGAUCUGUAUAUUUCAGGAUAAGAUUUAUAGCUUAAAGAAAAUCACCCCGUCUUGUUCCACUGAUGUAUACCUAACAUUUCUGAUGCAAUUCUGUUUUGCACUUUCCAUGCAUUUUUUCCUUGUUUUAAAGACACAUUUAUGUAU
Poeciliopsis prolifica (blackstripe livebearer) is the source of this 1152-nucleotide messenger RNA. Its product is annotated as olfactory receptor 10J4-like. Gene Ontology annotation, molecular function: G protein-coupled receptor activity; olfactory receptor activity. Gene Ontology annotation, biological process: G protein-coupled receptor signaling pathway. Gene Ontology annotation, cellular component: membrane. The transcript has a single exon. NCBI's taxonomy places the organism in Eukaryota, Metazoa, Chordata, Actinopteri, Cyprinodontiformes, Poeciliidae. The record is from RefSeq and is a predicted model, not a curated record. Bases 1 to 963 code for a protein of 320 amino acids.